This is a messenger RNA of Saccostrea cuccullata (small rock oyster), 2123 nucleotides long. RefSeq names its product transient receptor potential cation channel subfamily M member 7-like. The transcript has 17 exons. The coding region runs from base 90 to 2123 and encodes 677 amino acids. The record is from RefSeq and is a predicted model, not a curated record. Gene Ontology annotation, molecular function: ligand-gated calcium channel activity. Lineage: Eukaryota; Metazoa; Mollusca; Bivalvia; Ostreida; Ostreidae. Gene Ontology annotation, biological process: calcium ion transmembrane transport. Gene Ontology annotation, cellular component: plasma membrane.
CACCUUAUAAAGGAGACAGAUAUCUAGACUCAGAUCAAAAUUCAGAGGACUUUGAUUUGCAGAUUGCAUUAAUUUUAACCGGAGUUAUUAUGCAUAUGUUGAAAGAAAAGGCACGCAAACCCCUCCAAGGAAAAGAUAUCGCUGUUCGACUGAUGGAAAAAAUACCAUUAUAUAUGACCUCAUUGCCUGUACAAGUACUCAAAGCUGGACAUUGGAAUUUUCCUGGAUCAUACGUGAUGGAAACCUUGGACAAAAUUUUCGAUCAGAAUUCAAUACAGUACAUUUUUGAAAAGAAUAUGGAAGAAGAGUUUAAAAAUGGAAUGUGGGAAGACCUCAAAGAAACAACGGAAUCUGCAUAUCAGCCUCCAAAUUUUGCAGAUAAAAAACUGGAAUUAAGCAAAGACUGUAGAAUAUUGGACCUUGUUUUUUACGCCCUAUUAAAAACAAAACGACUGGAUGGAGCACGACAACUACUGGAAACAGGCUGUGUGGGAAUACGACCCAUUCUAAUUGGUUGCAAGAUUUUAAAGGACUUCAGCGAAGACUGGAGAGUGGGGAUUUUAGAAGAGAAAGAAUUAGACAGGUUACGAAGAAUGUUCGGUCGGCAUGCGCUUAGUAUUAUGAACUAUAUUCACGAGAAAGACGAGAAAGACAAACCAGAAGAACCAAAAGAUUUGUCAGAAAAAGUGAUGACGUUUUUCUUUAAGAAGAAAGAUGACGUCAAUAACGCUGGAAGAUUACUUCUUAACCACGGGUACUUAGAUGUUGCAUACAAGACAGAGAAUGAGUGGUUUUUGGAAAAUUCAAAGCUGAAGACAAUCAUAAAGGAGUUGUGGAAAGGAAAGGGAUAUAAGAAACAAGGACGACGUUGGGCGAUGACAACAACUUUUCUUCUUUUUUUACUCCAUGUUUUCAUCAUGCCCCUUUUGCUGGUCAAUCUCGACAAACCUCCCUUAACAUGGUUCUACAAGAAAUACCACACCCCUAUUCUGAAGUUAUGGAUAAAUAUGGUUGGAGUUUUCUUUUUCCUCGCUGCGUUUGCGUACAUGCUGCUGUUCGAUUACAGCGAAGAAACAGUUUCACGUUCUGAAUUAGCUAUACUUUUCUGGGUAGCUUGUAAAUUUGUGGACGAAUUGGAGCAGGUUAUUGUGGCCAUUAAAAGAAAGAAACAGAUACCUGAUGCAGUAAAGAUGUAUUUGUCAGAUACCUGGAACCACUUGGAUUGGUUAAUCAUUAUUGCCUGUACAUUGGGCGCCAUCUUGAAAUUGUUUGACGAUAACCUGAUGGAAGGCGCGGCAAAGUUACUUUACAUAUCUGCCUACGUUAUGUUAAACAUUCGAAUUCUCAACAUGUUUUGGACAUCAGAGUUUCUGGGAACUCAAUUAGUUAUAAUUCAAAAAAUGUUUGGAAAUACAGUGGCAUUUAUGGCCAUCGUUCUUGUCAUUAUGAUGUGUUACAAUGUGGUGGACCACGCCCUUCUGUUUCCAAACACUGAGUUUAGCUGGGCGGAAGUAGAAAGUAUCAUCAAAAACGGAUACUGGACUUUAUAUGGCGAAUUUGGUGACGAUGUCGGUACAGACUGCACAAACAAUGCUACUAUAUAUAAGGCUGGUCUACAGGAAAGAUGUCCUACAUCACUUGGCAGUGCAAUAUCGCCGUAUUUGAGAGCUGUUUACUGCUUGAUAGCUGUAGUGAUGCUGCUUAAUUUACUCAUUGCUAUUUACAGUUACACGGCCGCCAUUGUGCAUGAAAAUUCUCGCAUGCAUUGGUCACAGCUACAAUCCAACUUCCUUGAGGAAUACACCAUCAGAAAUAUCUUCCCCAUCCAUUUUAAGCUUCUGUCAGCAGCUGCCUUUGUUAUCCACCUCGUCUUAUCCCCCGUUUUAAAAUGUGUGACGAACAAAAAAGGUCAACCGGCAUAUGAGAGAGUGCUUCUAUACGAUGAAAGUUAUGACGUCAUCCAGAAAGAAACUGAGGAGGCGGAGAAGAACGGGAUCCUUGAAAUGCAGGGGAAAUUAGAGAUUGACACUGAUCAAUUUCCGGAGGAAAUGGAACCUUUGAAAGACGAAAUGAAAGAAAUUAAAAGAGAAAUGAAGGAAUUGAAAGAGGAUAUGAAAGUAUGA